GUUCAAACUCAGAAUGAAGACACUCACCACCUUGCUGGCGUUGGUGUCAGCCGUGCAGGCCCACUACACCUUCCCGGCCUUCGUAGCCGACGGUGCCGCCACAGGGAAAUGGCAAUACGUCCGCAAAACAACCAACUUCCAAUCCAAUGGCCCCGUGACCGACGUCUCGUCCUCCCAAAUCCGGUGCUACCAACUGGCUGCGGGCAGCGAAGGCGCCCAAACCAUGUCGGUCGCCGCUGGGUCCACCGUGGGCUUCACAGCCGAUGCCUCUGUCUCACACCCAGGCACGCUGCAGUUCUAUAUGGCCAAGGUGCCCGCGGGCCAGACGGCGGCCGACUGGGACGGCGAUGGCGCCGUCUGGUUCAAGAUCUUCUCGCAGGGGCCUAAUAUUGCGGCGGGGGGACUGACUUGGCCCAGCCAGGGCGCGAAGCAGGUCACAGCUAAGAUUCCGCAGUGUUUGGCUCCUGGGGAUUAUCUGUUGAGGGUGGAGCAUAUUGCGUUGCAUUCGGCUAGUGCGCCCGGGGGUGCCCAGUUUUAUAUCUCAUGCGCGCAACUUACUGUUACUGGGAGUGGAACCAAGACAUUCUCAGGUGUCUCUUUCCCUGGAGCUUACAGCGCUACGGACCCCGGCAUUAUGUUGAAUAUAUACUACCCUGUUCCUACGUCGUAUACUGCCCCUGGGCCCGCGGUUGUCACUUGCUAG
Molecule: messenger RNA, 703 nt
Organism: Pseudomassariella vexata
Lineage: Eukaryota; Fungi; Ascomycota; Sordariomycetes; Amphisphaeriales; Pseudomassariaceae
Product: glycoside hydrolase
Exons: 3
Coding region: 14-703 (229 amino acids)
Source: RefSeq, a predicted model, not a curated record